Naumovozyma castellii is the source of this 819-nucleotide messenger RNA. RefSeq names its product Cuz1p (gene CUZ1). The record is from RefSeq and is a predicted model, not a curated record. NCBI's taxonomy places the organism in Eukaryota, Fungi, Ascomycota, Saccharomycetes, Saccharomycetales, Saccharomycetaceae. The transcript has a single exon. The coding region runs from base 1 to 819 and encodes 272 amino acids.
AUGAGCGCCGCUACAGAACCAAGAGAAACUGGUAUGCUUGAUGUCGGAACACAUUGUGCAUUUUGCAGGGAAUUAGACUUUUUACCCUUUCAUUGUUCCGGUUGUGAUAAGGACUUUUGUUCAAACCAUAGAUUGAGAGAAUCUCAUUAUUGUGAAUCUUUACAACAACGUCAAGAGGAGAAACCAUCUUCAACAAGCCAUGUCAAAGUGGCUGAUAAUGGUGGGAAGUUCUUCAAAGGCUUACUCCCAGAGAAGGGAUACAUUAGAGUGAAUAAUGUCCCUAAUAAUAGUAAUAAUAAUACUGUGCCAAGGAAAACAGAGGGGAGGACGAUACGAUCUACUUUGAAUAAUUCCGCUUUAACUAAAUUGAAACAUUUCUUCCAAAAGAAUCACAAUAAGCAAAAUAAACUACAAAGGAUGAAGAUAUUUAAACCCAAUAAGAUUGUUGAACUGAACAAUCUAAAGAAAUUGGCCAAGGGUGACAGUAAGAUUCCUUUAAGUAAUAGAAUUUAUAUUUGGUGCUAUUGUGUGGAAAAUGGGAACGAUAACAAGUCUGCCGUUUUCAUUAAUAAGAUUUGGCCUUUAGGUAGGGUAUUAGACUAUUUGGCAAAGCAAUUAAACGUAAAGAAUAUAAACAAUAGCUUUAAGGCAACUACAAAGGAAAAACUGUAUCUCUACAAAGAAGAAAUUGUCAAAGCUAAAACGAAUGAAAGUGACGAAGUAAAUUUCCAUAUGGUAAACCUAUCAGGAAGAGCAUCCGAAGAACUGAAAGAUUUAGACGUUAUAUAUUUAGUUCGUGGUGAAGAGCUUCCUAAUUGA